AAGGAAACGUACGUCAAGUACUGUUAUGUUUCAUCCUAUUUAAUCAGAUUUACUUUUCAUUUACCAUUAUUCUCAUGAUCUGGUUUAUAGUUUUAUAGAAUGAAAGGGAUGGAAGUCAACACUACUCAUAGCUUUUUUAUGGAUAUUAAGAAUUCAACCAUUACAACAGGUUCAUAUCACUUAAAUACAACAGACAACAACAAUCUUGUGGAAAUAGAUCUCCAGAAUUUCCUAAACAACGACAUUCCAGUAAUGUCUAUUCUUAGUGUUCUUUCGUUACUUGGAGUUAUCGGGAAUCUUCAUGCUAUUGUCAUAUUUCGUAGGUACCCGGUAUCUCCCGUUACAAUUCUAAUCUUAUGGAUGGUUGUGGUUGAUUUCGUAACGUGUUUCGUGUGUAUUCCUCUAGAACUGGUGCAGAUACGCUUCAAAUACACAUAUCCAUCAGAUGUAUUAUGCAAAUUUACUCGUUUUCUUACUAAUUAUACGAGUUUUAUUGCUGGUAUCUUACUCAUUAUAAUAUCAGUUGAACGACGACAAAAAAUAUGCGCGCCAUUCCAGUGGCAGUUAUCUCUCGAAAGAGCUAAAAUAUUAGGGAUAGUUGUUACUAUAGUAUGUGCUUUUAUGUCUAUUCCGUCCGUCUUUUUAUAUGGCUUUUCAGAAAUAGUUGUAAAUGAUGCAGAAACAUUUGAUAAAGGUUGUACAUUCCUUAGAGGAAAGAAAAACUUAAUGCCAACAACCUACGCCAUAUUGGUUUUUGUCGUCUGCUUCAUAGGAUUCUUCAUAUGCGCUGUCGCUUAUAUUCAGAUUGUCAAUGUAAUAAGAAAACAACUUCGGGCAGAAAAAAACAGAACGACACAGUAUUUCGACGGAAUGUCUAACAAUGAAGAUCCAGCAUCCCCUGGACCAAGGACCAGAUCAGAGAGCCUUACUCCAGAAGCUUGGGACCAGUUCACUUCCACGAUACAAAGAAGAAAGACGCGACAAAAGCGCUAUAAAGACUCGAGAACUAUGACUAUAAUGCUAUUGAUAGCAACUGGAGUAUCUUUCGCUGGUUUCAUUCUACAUGUCUCUGCUGUUAUCCUACGAACAACUGACGCGUUAAAAGGUGUCCGAUCAAUAUACUCUGUUUUAGUUAGAGGCUAUUAUUUACAUAGUUCUGUUCAUCCAAUUAUUUACUUCAUUGUAGACCAACGAUUUAGGACUGAAUGUAAAAAGUUUUAUAGUAGUAUGAUAACGUCAUUGUCUGUUGAUAAAGAAUAACAUUUUUAA
This is a messenger RNA of Mytilus californianus (California mussel), 1269 nucleotides long. RefSeq names its product neuropeptide Y receptor type 4-like. The record is from RefSeq and is a predicted model, not a curated record. Bases 100 to 1260 code for a protein of 386 amino acids. Gene Ontology annotation, molecular function: G protein-coupled receptor activity. Gene Ontology annotation, cellular component: membrane. Gene Ontology annotation, biological process: G protein-coupled receptor signaling pathway. NCBI's taxonomy places the organism in Eukaryota, Metazoa, Mollusca, Bivalvia, Mytilida, Mytilidae. The transcript has 2 exons.